Molecule: messenger RNA, 3445 nt
Organism: Daphnia magna
Lineage: Eukaryota; Metazoa; Arthropoda; Branchiopoda; Diplostraca; Daphniidae
Exons: 10
Coding region: 1748-3196 (482 amino acids)
Source: RefSeq, a predicted model, not a curated record
UAGUUCAGUGCAAAAUCCCACCUCCCUCCUCCAAAAACAUGGCUAACUACUUUGAUUUAGAAAGAGUGAUAGGCCUACAUGUUUGCCUUUUGGUUGUUCUACCGGUGCCUUUACAACGGAGGACAAACAACAAAAAUUUACUGAAAACUUUGUAAGUUUAUUAAAUUUUCGGAUUAACCUGUACUUAUCACAACGGCGUUUGCCUGUAUCUUUGUAUGAUUGAGCUUCAACUCAAGGAAGUUAUGGAGAGCUUGUUAGCUAAGGUAGCUCUUCUAAAAUGAAAAACGCUGAACUCGAGGUAAAAAUUAAGCAAGAUGUAAGACGUCUUUUGGUAUAAUAUUCGUCUUGAACUAAUUGAUUAAUCUAUUUUGUAUGAGUACAAACUUAGGCAAACCUUGGCAAGUAAAGUGUACGAACUAGAAGCAAACGUGAUGACGCAACUAGAGAUCACAACGAAAGAGCUACAGUCAAUUAUUAUUUCCUUGCAAAGGGAACAUCGUUUACCAACCAUUAACCCCUUCGUGGAUUCCACCGUUUCUGGCGCAGAGGACGUAGCUCUAGUGCCCACAUCCUGUAGAGAUCUCCAACGACUGGGUCGUGCCUUGAACGGAUUCUGUCGUAGGAGCAACUAUGAUCGAAACAGUUUUCUGCACCUUUGCAAAACUUCCUGACGAUGCAGGCUUCCAGAAAUGAAUUGGCUACGCUGACAUCGGGAAUAUUCACGGUUCCUCGAACUGGAAGAUGUUUCUUCUCGUUCAGCGGAUUGGGUUGGUUUGAACAGGCUAGCGUUGACAUGCAUCAGUACAGCCCGUUAAGUCUUCAAUCGACUCUCAAUUUGCAAACAGAAGAUGAAGUUUGGUUGCAAAUUUACGGAUUGUCAUCCAGAGUACGUUUCUCAAUCGUUAUCAACAUAAGCACGUAGCCGUUACCAAUCCCUGGAUCAUCAGUACUUCAGCUGCUAAAUAUUGGUAAAGGUCCCCCUUCGUCCAUAGCUGUGGCGGAUGGGAAAUGGACCAAUCCUGUAAAAGGAAAAAUGCAAUUCCCCUCUAGUGGGGGUGCCCCGCUGCGCCUCACAUCGAUUGUUGGUGAUUGGUGCAAGACUGCAAGGUCGAACGGGAACGAUGUGAAGGCUAUCGAAGACGAACUGUUUCUUUGCGCAUGGAACAGGCAAUCAAAUAAGACAUGAUUACCAAAAACAUCAGAAUCGCAGUAGGCGGAGUCACGCAUUUCCAUUCGCGAAUAUAUUCCAUUUGCAUUGUGCCCAAUCAUCCGUACAUUCGACGAGCAUAAUUUUGAUGUUCCAUUGAUGAUUGCUCGGUUGCUGUCGAAGUAUUUUGAGUUGGCUGCCAAUCCGUUCUUUUGAUGCAACAGUUGUUUUUCAGAUUUUUGCAGUUCCAUGGAAAGAAAGGCUUUUGAUGAGCUUGCCGUCCAGCAACCGUACACUAAUGACACGCCAAAAAAUGCAGCGGCAGAAAAAAGAGCCAUUUGAAUUUUUUUUUGGCUUUUCAGUAUUCACCGAAAAUUUUAUUGGACCCUGUUUUUGAACUGGACUCUAUCCCCGAGAAAUAAACAAGGGGGGAAACAACAGAAAGAACGAGAUAAUGCUAUAAGCCUACACAUUUUUUGACGUCAACCUCCUUAGCAACAAUUCGUAUCGUCUGGUCCUGGAAUUUGCCACAUUUUAAAAACAGCCUUUCGUUUUUCGCAAUUGUCACAUCUUCAAACGUACAAUUUUUCCGGGGAAAUCAUGGGUCUUGUCGAGGAACUGCUUAAAGCUCUGGAAAAGCUGACUAAAGUUAUUUCCCAAAUUUUGAACGAGUUUGAAGGACCAAACGGAUUGAUUGAAGAAAUGAAAAGCUACGAACUAAAAAAGAACAUCGCUAAAACAACUGGAACGGUUAUAGGCAUUGCUGGUGUGUGUCUAGUGCCCUUCACUUUCGGAUGGUCUCUGGCUGCAACGGCAGCUGGAGCUAGCGUGAAUUUAGUCACAGAAUUUGUAGACAGCACUGAAUCCCACGCAUUCCGAGAGAGAAUGAAGAAACACAUAGAUGCAUAUCAAGAACAUUGCGAAGUCCACGAAAAGCUAAUCAAACGGCUGGAGUCUGAUAUUCACAGGCUAAGUUCGGCUCAGGAACUCGAUGUCCAGACGGCCCUGCUCUACUGCGCACUCUCAGCCGAAGCGAACAAGUUAGACAAGAAAAUGGUUAAAAUUAGCGACGCAGAAAUGAUAAACAGAAGCGCACACAUGGCAGGACUUGCCCUUACACUCCAGCAAACGGGAAAGUCCGCAUUUAUGGCUACAGUAAAGGGAGUUGGAAAGGCUACCGUUGUCGUUGGAGGCUUCGUGUCUGCAUACGAAACGGUCACACUUUUCUUGGACUGGAAUGGUACCCAUCCCACGAUUGCCGGAGCUGAAAAAGUGGUGGAAGAAUUUAAAACGGCCCAAUCUUCUUUGAACAAAAGGAUGAAAAACAUUAAAAAAGGAGUGGGCAUGAAAAGUAAUAAACAAGGAAAUAGCGAAAAAUCACAAUAUGAAAAGAUUUGGCAGAGAGAUUCCGCUGAUCAGAACAAGGAAGAUGUAAACGAAGGAAAAGCUGGAGGCGGAGACGACGAAAAGGAGCCCCAAAAACCAACAAAAGAUGAUAAACCUGAAGAGAAAAGAAACGAAACUAAAGUCAAUGUUGAUUCUGACAUUACUCUACCGGAUGGAAGGCGUAUACUCAGGGUUUCCGCUGUUGUAAGGCUAGAAAACUUGGGUCAAGGUAGUAACACAAACAAUUCCGUGGCGAAAAAAUGGAAGAAAAGUUUCAAUUUACCGGAUGAUUACCACGCAGGCCACAUCAUUGGCUGUAUGUUAGGGGGAUCUGGUUCUGAUGUGAACAAUCUUGUCCUAAUGCACAGUGGCUUUAAUAACGGAAGCCUCAAAUCUUUUGAGUUCCGUGCCCGUAAUUUACUCAAGCAAUGCCAGGCAAUCAAUCCUAACGCCUCCGUGGAGGCAAGAAUUAUGGUUUCCAUAGUUUUUGCUCCGGGUGGCAAGGUACCAUUUCAUAUAUUGUAUGGCGUUAGAUUGGUCGUUAAUGGAGUCGUAGAAAAACAAGGAUAUGCCGCUGUUUUCGUAAUCAACUGUUGUGCAAAUGGUCCCCAUGAUGGUCCUUGUAACGGUAUGCAAGAGGACUAUUAUUAUACGGAUGAAUAGAUUACUGAGGUCUAUUAAACCAAGCCUGGACAAGAUAAUCGUGAUUACAAAAAAGGAAAAAUUUACUUUUACCCAAUAAUUUCAAGGAAAAAGGGCAAGAUAUUCUGUAUUAAAAGGACUAUUGUUUUGGUUUUCAUAGCAUUUAUUGAAUUAUCAAUAGCUUUACUGCUCUGCUUUUUAAAGUAAAAUUUCGUUGGUUUGCUGAGACGAAAUACACUAACAUCCCAUACGAAAAAAACCUUGUUCACU